ACGCUACGCAGCGAAGACUGAUAGUAGCCGGAUUAAGAGGCCGAGUAGUAACGUGUGUCUUUUCCACUGUGAGCUCUAAAAGUCUCCUUUAACCUGAUCUAAUAAAUGGCUUGUGACACAGCUCCCAGUUUUUCUCAUGGGUCCAGAGAGGAAGAUUUUCCAUAUAUGUCAGCCUCCACAUAUUUUCCACUUCAGCAUCAGUGUUGACAUUAGAGGAGCCUUCAUCCAGCUGGUUCUCAUGCUGCUUCCUGGGCCUGGAGACAGCUUCAUGCAGUCACCCACUAACCAGGCCGGUUCCUGUUGCCUCUUGGCUCAUCCCUGUUGACACCGCUUGUUGUUGAAUAGAGCGCUAACUCGCAUCAACCCGAGUUUUCUUUCAUCUAUCCCCGGGGGCUUGGUUGGCCCUGAGUGGGCUCCUGCCUGUUCUGAAGUCAUGGGGAUCCAGGGCAUGGAGCUUUUCGCCAUCGGCGUGGUCAUCAUCCUUUUCAUGGCAGUUCUCAAGCAGUUUGGGAUCCUGGAGCCGAUGUCCUCGUUUGAAGACAGCAGCGACAGUGAUUUGGAGCUGUCGACUGUGCGUCACCAGCCGGAAGGGCUGGACCAGCUGCAGGCUCAGACCAAGUUCACCAGGAAGGAGCUUCAGUCUCUGUAUCGAGGCUUCAAGAACGAGUGUCCCAGCGGACUGGUUGAUGAGGAGACAUUCAAGUCCAUCUAUUCUCAGUUCUUUCCCCAAGGAGAUGCAACCACCUACGCUCACUUCCUGUUCAACGCGUUUGACAUGGACAGAAACGGUUCAAUCCGUUUUGAGGACUUCGUCAUCGGCCUGUCAGUGUUGCUCAGAGGUUCGGUCACCGAGAAGCUCAACUGGGCUUUCAACCUUUACGACAUUAAUAAGGAUGGUUACAUCACCAAAGAGGAAAUGCUGGCAAUUAUGAAGUCCAUCUAUGACAUGAUGGGGAGGUAUACCUACCCUUGCGUGCGGGAUGAAGCACCCUCUGAACAUGUCGACAAGUUCUUUCAGAAAAUGGACAGGAACAGAGAUGGUGUAGUGACUAUUGAAGAGUUUAUUGAGACCUGUCAGAAGGACGAGAACAUCAUGAACUCCAUGCAGCUGUUUGAAAAUGUGAUAUAAGAAUCUGGACGUCCUCAGCUGUUUUCCUUCAUUAGCACAACUCACAUACAAACAGAGCAAAGUCAUGCACCCCACCCAAUGCCGCAGACUCCACAAUAACGUAAGACACCCUGAUACAUAAUGUAGCUCCUGUGAAGAUGCAGGGACUAGAGGUUUUUCUAUUUGUCGCCACACUCUUUUAAUGGUAUCUUGUGACUGUUUCUGGAUUACAAAAGCUGCCUCAUGUCAAAGGAGACAUUCUUGGAUGACUUUUUUGUCCUCGGUGGCUCAACAGACAUGCUGAUUGUGCUUUGAUCAGCGGACAAAAACCACAAGGAACGAAGAGGCUCACAGAAAUGGACAAACUACAUGGAUACUAACUUUAACAAUAACAUACAGUAUAUACACUCACAUAUGGAAAAACCUGCUGUUUCCUCAGAGUUUUUAUAGCACUGGAUGGAGAAAAAAAUCACAGUGAAAAAAAAAGACAUGAACUAAAGCAUGUUUGUCAUCAGAUAUGUCAUGUGGAAUUAGCUUGCACUACAGUUUUAUGACUAUGUAUUAUAUGUGCCUGAAAUAAAGGCACUGUAGAUACCUGCACCUGAUAUACCACUGAAGAAAACCAGUGUAUAUGUAUAUACAUGUAAAGUUAAUAAUUAUAUCUAAUGCAUUGUGUUGGUCUAAUCUGUGCUCCACCAAGUGAUGGAAUAGGACCAGUGCUCAAUAUUUGUUUAAGAAAUUUCAAUGUUAAUCACUUUAAAAAAAAAAAAAAAAAAAAGGUUAGUAAGCGUCGUUGGAAUUUGGGAUAUUUAAAUGUUUCUCUUUUUUUAUUUUUGUUUUGGAAGAUUAUAUUUAGCUGAUCAGAUUGCAAAAAUGAGUCUUUGCAGAACCGUGAAGAAAGACACAUCAAACUAAGACUUUUUCUUUAGUAUCUGUGAGCAUGCUGACUCCACAGUGCCACAGCGUCAUGUACAGUACAGUAGGACCUUUGUGAUGUCAGGUAAUUAAAGAUGCUGUCUACA
Molecule: messenger RNA, 2130 nt
Organism: Pelmatolapia mariae (spotted tilapia)
Lineage: Eukaryota; Metazoa; Chordata; Actinopteri; Cichliformes; Cichlidae
Gene: kcnip3b
Product: Kv channel interacting protein 3b, calsenilin
Exons: 7
Coding region: 434-1129 (231 amino acids)
Biological process (GO): regulation of potassium ion transmembrane transport; negative regulation of transcription by RNA polymerase II
Cellular component (GO): voltage-gated potassium channel complex; nucleus
Molecular function (GO): calcium ion binding; DNA-binding transcription repressor activity, RNA polymerase II-specific; potassium channel regulator activity
Source: RefSeq, a predicted model, not a curated record